Hirundo rustica (Barn swallow) is the source of this 1978-nucleotide messenger RNA. RefSeq names its product beta-1,4-galactosyltransferase 3 (gene B4GALT3). Lineage: Eukaryota; Metazoa; Chordata; Aves; Passeriformes; Hirundinidae. Gene Ontology annotation, molecular function: glycosyltransferase activity. The record is from RefSeq and is a predicted model, not a curated record. Gene Ontology annotation, biological process: galactosylceramide biosynthetic process; carbohydrate metabolic process.
CGCCGGCACCGGGGGCUGCACCGGGGGCUGCACCGGGGCCGGGAGGACCCGGGACCGGCAGUACCGGGGCUGGGAGAUCCCGGGGAGGGAGAGCGGGAUCGGUGCCGGAUAGGGCUGAGCCGAUCCCGGGGACCGGCAGGGACUAAGGGGAGCCAGGACCGGGCAGGUACGGGGAUAACCGGGCAGGUACCGGUGACUAAACCGCGCCUCUCCCGGUACCGGAGCGUUUUCCAUCUCCAUCCAAAGCCUGCAUCCCGCAGCCCCCCCCGCGAUGCUGCCCGCUGCCCCCCGCCAUGCUGCCCCCGGGCCGGCUGGGCGGUUCCCCGUGUGAAGCGGGCGGUUCCCCGGUGACAGCGGGCGGUUCCCCGGUAACACCGGGCGGUUCACCCGGUCCCACCGGGCCGCUCCCCGCGAUGCUGCGGCGGCUGCUGGAGCGGCCGUGCUCGCUGGCGCUGCUGGUGAGCUGCCAGUUCGCCUUCGUGGCCUAUUUCUCGCUGGGCGGGUUCCGGAACCUGACGGCGCUGUUCGGCCGCCCCGCCGGGCCCGCCGUGGAUUAUUCACGGACGCACGACGUGUACGCCAACCUGAGCCACACCGGACCGGCACCGACACCGGACCCCGCCCGGCCGCUGCCCUUCUGCCCGGAGAGAUCGCCCCUGCUCGUGGGCCCGCUGGCCGUUUCCUUCUCCCGCGUGCCCACGCUGGAGCAGAUCCGCGCCAAGAACCCGGGGGUGCGGCCGGGGGGCCGCUACCGCCCGCCGCGCUGCGAGGCGCGCUCCCGCACCGCCGUCAUCGUCCCGCACCGCAACCGCGAGGGCCACCUGCGCCACCUGCUCUACUACCUGCACCCCUUCCUGCAGCGCCAGCAGCUGCACUACGGCAUCUACGUGGUGCACCAGGCCGGGAACUCGACGUUUAACCGCGCCAAGCUGCUGAACGUGGGCGUGAAGGAGGCGCUGAAGGACGAGGAGUGGGACUGCCUGUUCCUGCACGACGUGGACCUGAUCCCCGAGAACGACCACAACCUGUACACCUGCGACCUGGACCCCAAACACGCCUCCGUGGCCAUGAACAAGUUCGGAUACAGCCUGCCGUACCCGCAGUAUUUCGGGGGGGUCUCGGCGCUCACCCCCGAUCAGUACAUGAAGAUCAACGUUCCCAACGAGUACUGGGGCUGGGGCGGCGAGGACGACGACAUCGCCACCAGGGUGCGCCUGGCCGGGAUGAAGAUCUCGCGCCCGCCCGUCGCCAUCGGCCACUACAAGAUGGUGAAACACAAGAGCGACAAAGGCAACGAGGAGAACCCACACAGGUUCGACCUGCUGGUGCGGACGCAGCGCUCGUGGACGCAGGACGGGAUGAACUCGCUGAGCUACGCGCUGCUGGCCAAGGAGCUGCGGCCGCUCUACACCAACCUCACCGUGGACAUCGGCACGGACCCCGCGGCACCGGGCACCGCCACCACCGGCAUCAGCACCGCGCCCACCGGCAUCGGCACCGCCACCGCCAUCGGCACCGCGCCCACCGGCACCGGCACCGCGCCCAUCGGUACCGGCACCGCCAUCGGCACCGCGCCCACCGGCACCAUCGGCACCGCGCCCACCGGCACUGCCAUCGGCACCGCGCCCACCGCCAUCGGCACCAUCGGCACCGCGCCCACCGGCACCAUCGGCACCGCGCCCACCGCCAUCGGCACCAUUGGCACCGGCACCGGGAGGGAACCGGAGCACGGCGCAGGGACCCCCGUGAUCCCCCCACACCCAAAAUUCCCUCCCGGAGAGGGGACACGAGGACACGGGGAGGGGACAGGGCUGAGCCAGGGGGUCUCCUCUCUUCUCCUCUUCUCCUCUUCUCUCCUCUCCCCGCGGUUUUUUGGGGGGUUUUUUUUGGGGGGGUCCCCGAGUCGGGCGCGCGGGUAUUUAUUGUAUUUAUGAGCCGCUCCCUUGCACCUUUCUAAAGGGGGUUUUUUUCAAUUAAA